GCGAGUGACAUAGAAGCGGGGAGGAGGGGCGGCGGCGGGAGCGAGCGUACAGCGGCGCCAUUUUGUGGAAAACAAACGGACAGAACCGGAAAGCGAGACGGGACAGGUGCCAUGUUUCUGACCGGCAGGACAUUCUGAGGAUCCUGUUCUCACUGUUCAGAAAUUGGGUCAUUUAAAGAAAUUAACCUGUCUGCGGAGACCAGAGGGGAAUAAUGGUGAUUUUGCGCCGGGCUCGGCCGCCUGCUUCCGCCCCAACCAGCAAUGAAUCUUGACUCGCUUUCGCUGGCCUUGUCUCAAAUCAGCUAUCUUGUGGACAACUUAACCAAGAAAAACUACCGGGCCAGCCAGCUGGAAAUACAACACAUUGUGAAUCGGCACGGUCCGGAGGCAGACAGGCACUUGCUACGCUGUCUCUUCUCACAUGUGGAUUUCAGUGGCGAUGGUAAAAGCAACGGCAAAGAUUUCCACCAGACGCAGUUUCUGAUCCAGGAGUGCGCAUCCCUGAUAACCAAGCCGAGCUUCAUCUCCACACUCUCCUACGCCAUUGACAAUCCAUUGCACUAUCAGAAGAGCCUGAAGCCAUCGCCUCACCUCUUCGCCCAGCUGAGUAAGGUUCUGAAGCUCAGUAAAGUCCAGGAAGUCAUCUUUGGAUUGGCUCUUCUCAACUCUUCCAGCUUCGACUUGCGGGGGUUUGUCUACUCAUGUGCUAUAAAGACUCUCCCGGAAAUGUUCCCUCUAGCCGCGCAGUUCGUUAAGCAGAAGCUCCCGGAUCUCUUGCGCUCAUACGUUGACGUGGACGUUGGUGGCAGCCAAGAAGGUGGAUUUCAAGACAUCGCCAUAGAGGUCCUGCACCUCCUCCUCUCCAAUCUCCUUUUCGGCCAGAAGGGAGCCUUCGGGGUCGGACAGGAGCAGAUUGUUGCUUUUCUGAAGACCCUGCGCAGAGAUUUCCCCCAGGAGCGCUGUCCGGUGGUGCUUGCACCACUCCUCUACCCUGAAAAACGGGACAUCUUAAUGGAGCGGAUUCUGUCUGAUUCUGGAGGGAUCACCAAGACCGUGAUGGACAGUUCUCUAGCAGACUUUAUGCAGGAAGUGGGUUACAGCUUCUGUACCAGCGUGGAAGAAUGCCGCAAUAUCAUUGUCCAGUUUGGCGUCCGCGAAGUGACUGCUGUGCAGGUUGCCCGUGUGCUGGGGAUGAUGGCACGCACACACACCGGGCUGACGGACGGCAUCUCCUUACAGUCCAUCUCCUCCCCAGGCAGCGGAAUCUGGAGUGACGGGAAAGACAAGAAUGAUGGCGUACAGGCCCACACCUGGAACGUGGAGGUCUUCAUAGAUGUUGUGAAAGAGCUGAAUCCCACCUUGAACUUUAAGGAGGUGACCUAUGAACUGGAUAAUCCGGUGUUCCUCAUCCGCGAUAGCAAAGGGCUUCAGACGGUGGUAUAUGGUGUGCAGCGGGGGCUUGGCAUGGACGUGUUCCCGGUAGAUCUGAUCUACCGGCCUUGGAAACAUGCAGAGGGCCAGCUCUCCUUCAUCCAGUAUUCCCUGAUGAAUCCCGAUAUCUUCUGCUUUGCGGACUACCCCUGCCACGCGGUUGCCACGGAUAUACUGAAGGCUCCCCCUGAGGAUGACAAUCGGGAGAUAGCGACGUGGAAAAGCCUGGACCUGAUAGAGUCCCUACUUCGGCUGGCUGAGGUGGGACAGUAUGAGCAGGUGAAACAGCUCUUCGGUUAUCCUAUCAAGCACUGUCCGGAUAUGCUGGUACUGGCCUUACUCCAGAUAAACACCUCCUGGCACACCCUGCGGCACGAGCUCAUCUCCACACUCAUGCCCAUAUUCCUUGGCAACCACCCCAACUCUGCUAUCAUUUUGCACUAUGCAUGGCACGGCCAGGGCCAGUCUCCCUCCAUCCGCCAGCUGAUCAUGCACGCCAUGGCAGAGUGGUACAUGCGGGGUGAGCAGUACGACCAGGCUCGGCUCUCCCGUAUACUUGAUGUGGCCCAGGACUUGAAGGCCUUGUCAAUGCUGCUGAAUGGUACUCCGUUUGCCUUUGUUAUUGACCUCGCUGCACUCGCCUCCCGACGGGAAUACCUCAAACUGGACAAGUGGCUGACGGAUAAAAUCCGGGAGCAUGGGGAGCCCUUUGUCCAGGCCUGCAUGACGUUCCUCAAACGGCGCUGUCCUUCCAUACUGGGCGGCCUGGCUCCAGAGAAAGAUCAGCCGAAGAGCGCCCAGCUUCCGCCGGAAACCCUGGCCACUAUGCUGGCGUGUCUCCAGGCCUGUGCGGGGAGCGUGUCCCAGGAGCUGUCGGAAACCAUUCUUACCAUGGUUGCCAACUGUAGCAAUGUGGUGAAUAAGGCCCGGCAGCCGCCUCCUGGGGUGAUGCCGAAAGGCCGUCCUCCCAGCACCAGUAGCUUGGAUGCCAUUUCCCCGGUACAGAUUGACCCCAUCGCCGCGAUGGCCUCUCUUAACCUUGCUGCUACUGCUGCACCUCACACACAGAGCCUUCCAGCUUUCCCUCCCAACCUGGGCUCCGCUUUCAGCACCCCUCAGUCACCAGCAAAAGCAUUUCCACCGCUCACCACUCCAAACCAAUCCACCGCCUUCAGCGGCCUGGGAGGCCUCUCAUCCCAGCUACCAGGUGGGCUGGGGACGGGCAGUCUGAGCGGGAUGGGCACGGGAGGCCUGGGGCUUCCUGCCGUGAAUAAUGAUCCGUUUGGACAAAGGAAACUUAGCACUUCUAGUCUCAAUCAGCCCACAUUCCAGCAGACGGAUCUAUCUCAGGUGUGGCCCGAGGCUAACCAGCACUUUACUAAAGAGAUAGACGACGAGGCAAACAGCUACUUUCAGAGGAUCUACAACCAGCCUCCACACCCCACCAUGUCAGUGGACGAGGUGCUGGAAAUGCUGCAGCGAUUUAAAGACUCAAACAUAAAGCGGGAGCGGGAAGUUUUCAACUGCAUGCUGAGGAACUUGUUUGAAGAAUAUCGCUUUUUCCCUCAGUACCCGGACAAAGAACUACAUAUAACAGCCUGCCUGUUCGGAGGAAUCAUAGAGAAGGGACUUGUCACAUACAUGGCUCUAGGACUGGCACUGCGUUAUGUACUGGAAGCACUACGCAAACCUUUUGGAUCCAAAAUGUAUUUCUUUGGAAUAGCUGCACUAGAUAGGUUUAAAAACAGAUUGAAAGAUUACCCCCAGUAUUGCCAGCACUUGGCUUCCAUUAGUCACUUUAUCCAGUUCCCUCAUCACUUGCAGGAGUACAUAGAGUACGGCCAGCAGUCCCGGGAUCCUCCAGUAAAGAUGCAGGGUUCCAUCACCACGCCAGGAAGCAUUGCACUCUCCCAGGCCCAGACUCCAGCCAAAGCUCCUCUUCCUGGCCCAGUCAGCACCAACACGGUCACCACCGCUACCCCUACAACCUCCGCCAAAACCAUCACCAUAACCAGGCCCACGGGGGUCAGCUUCAAGAAGGACGUACCGCCAUCUAUCAACACAACAAACAUAGACACGCUGCUGGUGGCCACAGACCAGACGGAAAGUAUCGUGGAACCGCCUGAGAGCGUGCAGGAGAAGAUUGCCUUCAUCUUCAACAACCUGUCACAGUCCAACAUGACGCAGAAGGUGGAAGAGCUGAAGGAGACGGUGAAAGAUGAAUUCAUGCCGUGGGUGUCGCAGUACUUGGUGAUGAAACGAGUCAGCAUUGAAUUGAACUUUCACAGUUUAUACUCCAACUUCCUGGAUGCCCUGAAAAACACGGAGUUCAACAAGAUGGUCCUAGCGGAGACCUAUAGGAAUAUAAAGGUGCUGCUGACGUCCGACAAAGCUGCCGCAAACUUCUCUGAUCGCUCUCUGCUGAAGAACUUGGGCCAUUGGCUGGGGAUGAUUACUUUGGCCAAGAACAAGCCAAUCUUACACACGGACUUGGAUCUGAAGUCCCUGCUGCUGGAAGCCUACGUGAAGGGACAACAGGAGCUGCUCUACGUUGUGCCUUUUGUUGCCAAAGUCUUGGAAUCCAGCAUCAGGAGUGUGGUUUUCAGACCCCCAAAUCCAUGGACCAUGGGCAUUAUGAAUGUGUUGGCGGAGCUUCAUCAGGAGCAUGACUUGAAACUGAAUCUGAAGUUUGAAAUUGAGGUUCUGUGUAAGAAUUUGGCCAUCGACAUCAAUGACUUGAAGCCCGGCAGCCACUUGAAAGACAAGGACCGCCUGAAGUCUCUGGACGAGCAGCUUUCUGCCCCCAAAAAAGACGUCAAACAGCCGGAGGAGCUGCCCCCUAUCACCAAUGCCAACGAAUACGCCAUCCGCACGGCUGGUAAACUCUGGGCCUCUGUUGAGAAGCAGGAGUCUGAUGCGGUGUUCACAGCUACAGCCACGGCUCCCCCGCCCAGUACCACCUGCACAGUCACCGUGCCCCCACAGCCCCAAUACAGCUACCAUGAUAUCCACAUCUAUUCCCUGGCCGGGCUGGCCCCACACAUCACGCUCAAUCCCACGAUUCCACUGUUCCAGGCUCACCCGCAGCUCAAGCAGUGCGUCCGGCAAGCUAUUGAGCGAGCGGUGCAGGAGCUGGUUCACCCGGUGGUAGAUCGCUCCAUCAAGAUCGCUAUGACCACUUGUGAGCAGAUCGUGCGCAAGGAUUUUGCACUGGACUCGGAGGAGUCGCGUAUGCGUGUGGCCGCUCAUCACAUGAUGCGCAACCUGACUGCCGGCAUGGCCAUGAUCACCUGCCGUGAACCUCUGCUGAUGAGCAUUGCCACCAACCUGAAGAACAGCUUUGCCACGGCUAUGCGGGCAGCCUCCCCCCAGCAGCGGGAGAUGAUGGAACAGGCCGCAGCUCAGCUGGCUCAGGAUAACUGCGAGCUGGCCUGCUGCUUCAUACAGAAGACGGCUGUGGAGAAGGCCGGCCCAGAGAUGGACAAGAGACUCGCCACUGAGUUUGAGCUACGGAAGCAUGCCAGGCAGGAAGGCAGACGCUACUGUGAUCCGGUCGUGCUGACGUACCAGGCAGAACGCAUGCCGGAGCAGAUUCGAUUGAAGGUCGGAGGUGUGGACCCCAAGCAGCUGGCUGUUUAUGAGGAAUUCGCCCGCAACGUUCCUGGCUUCCUGCCCACCAAUGACCUGACACAGCCCACGGGAUUCCUGGCUCAGCCCAUGAAGCAACAUGCUUGGGCCACGGAUGACGUUGCCCAGAUCUAUGACAAGUGUAUAACUGAGCUGGAGCAGCACCUGCACGCGAUUCCCCCCACGCUGGCGAUGAACCCGCAGUCGCAGGCCUUGCGGAGCUUGCUGGAGGCAGUGGCCCUUGCUCGUAACUCUAGGGACGCCAUUGCUGCAUUGGGUCUGCUGCAGAAGGCUGUAGAAGGCCUCCUGGAUGCCACCAGCGGAGCAGAUGCGGACCUCCUACUCCGAUACCGGGAAUGUCAUCUCCUUGUUCUGAAAGCUCUGCAGGACGGCCGGGCCUAUGGCUCUCCUUGGUGCAACAAGCAGAUCACCAGGUGUCUCAUAGAAUGCCGGGAUGAGUACAAAUACAAUGUAGAAGCUGUUGAGCUGCUGAUCCGGAACCAUCUGGUGAAUAUGCAGCAGUAUGAUGUUCACCUGGCGCAGUCCAUGGAGAACGGGCUGAAUUACAUGGCGGUGGCCUUUGCCAUGCAGUUGGUGAAGAUCUUGCUGGUCGAUGAACGUAGCGUGAGUCAUGUGACAGAAGCGGAGUUCUUCCACACCAUCGAAACUCUGAUGCGCAUCAACGCACAUUCGAGGGGAAAUGCCCCGGAAGGGCUUCCCCAGCUGAUGGAUGUUUUGCGCUCUAAUUUUGAGGCGAUGAUUGAACGGGCCCAGGGUGGGCCAAACUUCAUGAUGCAUUCUGGGAUUUCCCAAGCUUCGGAGUAUGACGAUCCGCCCGGUCUGAGGGAGAAAGCGGAAUACCUGCUGAGAGAGUGGGUGAACCUGUACCACUCUGCAGCCGCUGGGCGGGACAGCACCAAGGCCUUCUCUGCGUUCGUGGGGCAGAUGCAUCAGCAAGGGAUCCUGAAGACUGACGACCUCAUCACUCGCUUCUUCCGCUUGUGUACGGAGAUGUGUGUGGAGAUCAGCUAUCGGGCACAGGCCGAGCAGCAGCACAACCCAGCUGCCAACCCCACCAUGAUCCGGGCAAAGUGCUAUCAUAACCUGGAUGCAUUCGUUAGGCUCAUCGCCCUGCUGGUCAAGCACUCUGGAGAGGCCACGAAUACAGUGACAAAGAUCAACCUCCUCAAUAAGGUCCUAGGUAUUGUCGUAGGGGUUCUGCUGCAGGAUCAUGAAGUCAGGCAGAGCGAGUUCCAACAGCUUCCAUACCAUCGAAUCUUCAUUAUGUUACUGCUGGAACUGAACGCCCCAGAGCACGUGCUAGAGACCAUCAACUUCCAGACGCUCACGGCAUUCUGUAACACCUUCCACAUCCUUCGCCCGACCAAAGCCGCAGGGUUUGUCUACGCCUGGCUGGAGCUCAUUUCCCAUCGGAUCUUCAUUGCACGGAUGUUGGCUCACACCCCACAGCAGAAGGGGUGGCCGAUGUAUGCCCAGCUUCUGAUUGACCUCUUCAAGUACCUGGCUCCAUUCCUCAGGAACGUAGAACUCACCAAACCAAUGCAAAUUCUUUACAAGGGCACUCUGCGUGUGCUGCUGGUCCUACUCCAUGACUUCCCCGAGUUCCUCUGUGACUAUCACUAUGGCUUCUGUGACGUGAUCCCACCUAACUGCAUCCAGCUGCGGAACCUGAUUCUGAGUGCCUUCCCACGCAACAUGCGACUUCCAGACCCCUUCACUCCUAACCUCAAGGUUGACAUGCUGAGUGAGAUUAACAUUGCUCCCAGAAUCCUCACAAACUUCACUGGAGUGAUGCCCCCACAGUUCAAGAAGGACUUGGAUUCCUACCUGAAGACCCGUUCCCCAGUUACCUUUCUGUCCGAGCUUCGCAGCAAUCUGCAGGUAUCCAAUGAACCCGGCAAUCGUUACAGCAUCCAGCUGAUUAACGCAUUGGUCCUUUAUGUGGGGACACAGGCCAUUGCUCAUAUCCAUAACAAAGGCAGCACGCCCUCCAUGAGCACCAUCACGCACUCGGCCCACAUGGACAUCUUCCAGAACCUGGCUGUUGACCUGGACACUGAAGGACGCUACCUCUUCCUAAAUGCGAUCGCCAAUCAGCUGCGCUACCCCAACAGCCACACACACUACUUCAGCUGCACCAUGCUGUACCUCUUCGCUGAGGCCAACACCGAGGCCAUCCAGGAGCAGAUCACACGGGUCCUGUUGGAGCGGCUGAUUGUGAACAGGCCGCAUCCCUGGGGACUCCUCAUCACCUUCAUAGAGCUGAUUAAAAAUCCGGCUUUCAAAUUCUGGAACCACGAGUUUGUGCACUGUGCGCCGGAGAUUGAGAAGUUGUUCCAGUCGGUGGCGCAGUGCUGUAUGGGGCAGAAGCAGGCGCAGCAGGUGAUGGAGGGCACCGGUGCCAGCUAGAUGUGCCUGUUACCCACAUGGACUGUACACUGGCAACUUGAGCCUGAGAAACCAACGUCUGCAAUGUGAAGAAUCCUAGUUUGUUUCCGCCCAGCAGUGUCGCCCUCAAAGCCCGGAGUGCGCGUCUGACAUCUUCCCCGCGCAGGGGGGCAAGCACUGGCGUUUUUGGAUAAAAUUUCACUUUUUUUUUUUUUUCUGUUGCCCAAAUUAACUUUUGGCCGAGCAAAGGAUGUUGUGAAUAUAUAUUUUUUUCCCCCCCUUGAUUUCUUGUAAAUACUGAUCUGAAAUGCAAAUCAAAAAAAAAAAAAAAAAAAUACAACUUUUUAGUCUGGGUUUCUUUUCAGUGGUGGGCGUUAACUGUGCGCUUCUGCGGCGGUGCCGUGCAUCCCGCCCACACCAGCGGAUUCCUUGGCAGCAGAUGAACUGACACUUGUGGUUGACCGGGUGGGGGAACAGCUGGGAUCAGGACGCGGUGUAUUUUUAUACCCAUCUUUAGGUCCCGUUCAUUCGCUUCUGCUGCUGGGCUUUAGCAGUCUCUGGCGCUGGAGACGUACACAGCUGCUCUGACAUUAUUGCUUGUAAAAAGACCCAAACACUAUUUUCUGAGACUUGUAAAUGAAGGGUUUGGUUUUUAUUUUUUGGGAGGGGGGGUGAGAGAGAGAGAACAGGUGCGUGAUCCGCUGCCCCUUUCUCUCCAGCCAGUCUUGAGUUUGUAUAAAGAACCGGAUCCCUGGACCAAUACAGGCCAUUUUGUAGAAUUUUGAAUGUUUUGUAAAUGUAUUGGUCCUGUGUUGUAUUUUGUAGGCUUUCAGUUUUCACUUGUAUGUAUGGAUUCUGUAGUUACACAUUAAAGUCAUGACCUGCA
Molecule: messenger RNA, 8353 nt
Organism: Pseudophryne corroboree (corroboree frog)
Lineage: Eukaryota; Metazoa; Chordata; Amphibia; Anura; Myobatrachidae
Gene: CNOT1
Product: CCR4-NOT transcription complex subunit 1
Exons: 49
Coding region: 262-7488 (2408 amino acids)
Biological process (GO): negative regulation of translation; nuclear-transcribed mRNA catabolic process, deadenylation-dependent decay
Cellular component (GO): CCR4-NOT core complex; P-body
Molecular function (GO): molecular adaptor activity
Source: RefSeq, a predicted model, not a curated record